GCAGCCGAUAAAGAAACACACGGAGAGAAUCAGAGGUAGAGCGAGGAUUCAGACGGAGAUAUAGAUAAGGUCUGGAUUUCAAUGCUCACGCCACUGCUGAAUUUGGAUUAAUUACUGCAAGUGAUAGGAGGUUACAUAGGAAGGGGGAGAAGAUGGAUGUACAAACGGAGGGCACGGACCCCCCGCCUUGUGAGACCCAGUCGAGUGGAAAAAUCAGAAAAGGAUUCAAGCUGUUUGGCAAACGUAAGCCAGGUAACAUCUUUUCUAUCCGGAACAAAGGGGAUGGGAACAACAAGUCACCUGUUAAAACGGGCAAAUCCCUGGAUGGAUUAUCAGAGACGGCUACACCAGAUUCAGAGCAGGAAUCCGACAAGGAGAAGAGACAUGAGGUGAGUCAAGGAGAGAGGGAGCAGGCAGAGGAGGAGCCGCUCAACGAAGAUGGCGUUCUGGCUGCCGCUCCUGCUCGCACCUCCAUUUCUUCAGCCAGCUCUGCCAGGUCCCUCAGCUUCCUGUCCUUACUGAGGGGCGGGCGGAGAGGUGUGGGGGACCACAGAGCCCACACCGUGUCCCAGCCGAUGGGUCGGCAACGUAGAGGGCUGAAGGGUCUCUUUGGCAAUGUUAAGUUUCUGUCAAAGGAUAAAGAGGACAAGGAGGAAUCUCCUCCGAGCCCACUUCUCAUGUCCUCCCGUGCCAACAGUGUGGAAAUCAUCAAAGAAGACCUCACCCUGACCCCCAAAUCCCAGCCACGCUCUCUGGGCAGCCCAGUUACUGAGCCCAUCAGGGGUGUAACAACACAGGACAGUGCAGCCACGAGCCCGUCAGACGUAUCUCCCCAGGCGACACCAAGCAAUGUGAGUAGUACUCAUGAGCAUGUGCCGCCUUUACCCGACUCUGAACCCCCUAUGGAGCCGGGUGAUAGCAGCCUGAGUUCCUUAUUGGCAGAUAUCUCCUCUCUCCUGACCUUUGACUCAAUCUCGGGGGGUGAUAUCUUGGCUGAUGUGGAGGCAGAGUGGGGGAAAGCCAGCAGUGCCAUAAGUGCUGAGGUGACUGAAGUCACAUCAUCAUCCACAUAUCUCUUCUCCAAACCCUUCAUCUCCUCCCCGCUGACUUCUACCUCUGUUAGCACUACCGACAAAGCAAAACCCUCUCCUGUAGCCUCGACCCAAUCCUCAACCCCUCUGACGAAGACAUCGUCAACUUCUUCUCCCAUUGCCAAGCCGAGCUCCAUCAUCACAACGCUGACCAAAUCCUCCACUUUGACCACUCACUCAGUCAAACUGAGCUCGGACUCUGCUCCAGUCUCCACCAGCACUACCCCUGUAACGCUAACAAGCUUCUCAGUUCCAAAAAUGUCUUCCCCUUCAGUGACAGCUAAAUCCACAUUGAGCACCACCUCUACUACAACCACAGCUCCUCCAAACACCCCAGCUACUGUAGUCAAGGCUUCCUCAUUUAGCCCAACUCUUACCUCUACCAUUAGCAAACUGGCUCCUGAGACUGCUCCGCCACCUCAAGUAACCUCAUCAGUAAGUAAACCUAGCCCUGUAGCUACCCCGGCCCCAGUCAAACCUCCAGUAACCCACAGCCCUCCAACUCCUGUUACUAUUAUCCAACAUCCACCUAUCAGAACAGAUUCAUCUGGAAGUUCAGCCCUGCACGCAUCCACUUCCUACAAACCUUUCCUCAGUACAUUCGCAGUAGAAUCUAAAGCACCGGCAGCAGAGUCACUGGCCGGUACUGUUACAGCCAAACCAUCCUCUCCUGCACCUGUUUUUCCCACCAAGACAACAUCGGUUCCCACAUCAACUGCAACCUCAAGCACGGUGUUUUCUGCACUUUCCAAGCCCCAACUCAUGUCAAGCCCAAUGGAAAUAAACAGGAUGACUCCUUCCCUUGCAGCUGUUCCAGAUCUUCCCUCUACCUUUACCUGCACGACUAAGACCCAACCAAGCCCUGCCUCCAUGUCGCUUUCUUCAACUUCUUCUGACAAAGUCCCUCCUGCAUACAAACCUCCUCCUACACCAGUCUACUUAGAAAAGGUGCCACCUGCUCCCACAACAACUCCAGCCCCUGUCGCUCAUCCUGGUGUUUCUCCCCCUGCUUUGGGCCAGACCCCACUCGCUCAAUCUAAAGGUCCUUAUGUUCCUGUGCAAGUAAUUGGUUCUAAAGAUCUGCCUGCUCCUGCUCCAAUGCACGUUUCUCAAGCUAGAGACCCUCCCCCAAUUGCUCCGAUCCCAGUUUCUGUAUCUAAAGAGCUUCCUGUUCCUGUCACUGCUCAAAUUACUCAAUCCAAAGUCCCUUCUGCCCAAGCUCAAAUCCCAGUAUCUGUAUCUAAAGAUGCUCCUGUUAAAGCUCCUGCUCAGAUCCCAGUUUCUGUGAUGAGAGACCUUCCUGCCCCUGCUUCUGCUCCAAUCUCUGUAUCUAAAGAUGCUCCCGUUCAAGCUCAUACUCAGAUCCCAGUUUCUGUGAUGAGAGACAUUCCUGCCCCUGCUUGUGUUCCAAUCUCUGUCUCUAAAGAUGCUCCUGUUAAAGCUCAUGCUCAGAUCCCAGUUUCUGUGGUGAGAGACCUUCCUGCUCCUGCUUCUGUUCCAAUCUCUGUAUCUAAAGAUGCUCCAGCUCCAAUCCAAGGCUUUGUAUCCAAAGACGCGCCAGCUCAGAUUCAACUUUCUCAAUCUAAAGUCCCCUCUGCACCCUCCCCUUCCCCAUGCCCUGUCUCUUCUUCUUCUCUCUCUUCUCCACCUUCAUCCUGGCAGAGUGAGGCCUUAGCGUCUGCUAAGACAAGAGGAAGUGCGCAGGCAUCAGUGGAUGGAAAGCUGUCUAGUCCAAGUAGCACAGAAACCCUGAGUGCUCAGACGGCGCCAGACAAACCAGCAGAGCAGCAUAAUGAGUCUCGAGCGGACCUACCAAGGGAGAGGAAGAUCCCACAAGCGAAGCCGUCCGGACUUAGCAAAAUACCUGUGGUUGGGGGGGGCAGAGCAGGAAGGAUACCUGUCCGGGAUAGUCAACAUACGGAUGAUGAGGCAAGCAGGGACCCACCUACUCCUGUGCUGGAGGAGGAGAGGCCGAAUUUCUACUCACAUGAUGCAGGAAGCAGAGAUAAAAUCAGAGAUGUUGAGGUCAACGUGCCCACCUCAAAACACAGCCAGGAGGAGAGUCAGCAGCAGAAAGUCCUCACCAGUUUACCGCGUGACUCAAGGAUCCCUGUGAAGCAUGGUGCCUCGCAGAUCCCUCAAGCUAAAGAACCACAACGCACGAAGAUACCUGUGUCAAAGGUCCCUGUUCGCAGGGCUGGAACUAAACCUGCAGCUUCGGGUGGCAGCGCCCAGAUGAGAAAAUAAAACAACGGACUGAACCAUCAAGGAUACUGAUUAUGGCUUUGACUGCAACUUUUUUUCCAAUGCAUCUACGCAGCCACUCUUUUUAAACUCAUAUUUCUAUUCUGUACUUCUUGGCUCGUCUCUCUGUCAUCUCUUGGCUUCAUGACACAACAAGCAACAGAAACAGAGUCAAGGACCCUGACAGCACUCAAGCACAAAACAUCUCCACAGGGAGCCAAAGCAGAAAGCCCGGCUCUGUGGUGCUGAGCAAACUGGACAUGAACUCAGGAAAGGUUUCGGGGUCACACCUGAACACACAGCAGCAGCAUUGGUAAAAAGGAAAAGCAAGUGAAAAGGUCUACUGGGAACACAGUCACAUACACACAACAUGGGAGAGUGCCUUUUGAAGGGUGCUUUUCCUACAGACUCUCAAAAUUUGUCCAGUCUUUUCUACAGUACUUUUAACUUUUGUUACUUCUACUUUUUGUAGGAAAUGUCAAAUCUUUUUUGUUAUUCUUUCCUGGAAGUCUCUUUGAUAAUAUCAAAUCCCUUUACAUUUUAUUUAUGUCAGAAGAAGAAGAAGAAGAAGAAGAAGAAGAAGAAGAAGAAGAACCACGGGAGCUCUAUAAAUUAAAUGCAAAACAACCAAAUUUACAUUCCACAUCUAUCUCUGGAUGUAUGUAGCAGAAAACGUGCCAUUAUAUUUUGCACAAGUUGUUGAACUGUACAGCGCCUGUUUUGUCUGCCUGCUCAUAUGUAACAUGAUGAGAUCUCACUGUGAACUUUUGGACAGACUGACGGAGGAAUGGAAGUAACGCCUUCCCCUGAAAUGGACAGCAGCCAUUAUGAAUGGCACUGUGGACGUGUGAGAUCUCCAGCUCGAACACUGACACAUCCUUAUCCUACUUAUGCUCAGAUGAGAACAAUAUCUGUGUGAAUAGUCUCAUCUAUGUUGUUCUGUUUCCUAUUUAAUCAAUAAAACAUUAUCAGUGCUUA
This is a messenger RNA of Notolabrus celidotus (New Zealand spotty), 4313 nucleotides long. Its product is annotated as APC membrane recruitment protein 2. The record is from RefSeq and is a predicted model, not a curated record. Gene Ontology annotation, molecular function: beta-catenin binding; phosphatidylinositol-4,5-bisphosphate binding. Lineage: Eukaryota; Metazoa; Chordata; Actinopteri; Labriformes; Labridae. The coding region runs from base 153 to 3338 and encodes 1061 amino acids. The transcript has a single exon. Gene Ontology annotation, biological process: regulation of canonical Wnt signaling pathway. Gene Ontology annotation, cellular component: plasma membrane.